AUGGCGUCCAAAGAUCCAAAGCCAUCAAAAAGACGAACAGGCCGACACCGCCUUCCACCGCUCGCACAGGGUCCUGCACUCCAAUUCAUCGUUGCAACCCAUCCAGACGAUUUCCGGGCUACGACAGUCCUGAGAAACGUACGAUCACAUGUCAUGUACAAACACCAAGAGACUCGAGCAUCAUCGCCUGUGACUCUAGCCAGAAGCCGCGAAGGUAGCAAUGGACCAAGUGCUUUGACACGAACCCCGAGCCCGGCCACAACAGACUCCUUUGGAAUAUUACCUAACACUGCACCUGUGGCUCCUGCAUAUACUAGAGGCUAUGAAUCUGCGUUGAGUCUGCAUUCUUGUGAUGCUUACUCGCCGUCAUCUCCAACCGAUUCUCUACGAAGUCUGGCUGCGCGAAUUCUAUCAAUGGCAACCCCAACAUCUACCCACAGCGCACCUCCAGCCUGUGAGGAGGCUUCAGAGUACCCAUUUCCGAGAAGCAACACCUUUCAAAAUGAGUCUCUAGGCGAUCUGAAGCGCGAGUGGAUCCGCAAUACCGUUCUGUUUUGCCAUGAUCAAGCAUGGAUGCGUUAUGUUUGCGACAGUCACCUAUCAUUUCUCAGCCAUGUGUAUGCUACCUUGGUCUACCAUGACAUUGACGAAGGCUUGCUGUACGACAGCCGCCUCACCGUAUUCGCCAAAACCAAGAUUCUCAGACUAAUUAGCAGUCGCUUGGAUACGGACAACGCUACUAUCAUCUGCAUACUCCAUCUCAUUAUCAGUGAAAUCGGGAGUGUCAAUGAUGGCGUCUUCAGCGUGCACCGCGAUGGUCUGGCAACUUGCUUGAGGAGCCAUCGAGGCGGGCUGAAUCCGGGCGUUGCCAGGUUCAUGACACUGAUAAUGUUGACUUUUACCAUUGCAAGAAACCAGCCCGAAUCCGCAGAAUUCACGCCGUGGUCUCCAUCUGAAACACUGUCCGAAAAUGGUAUCCUAAUCUCGCCACUUUCGCCUCCUAUCACACAUGCCUCACAAUUGUACCGUGUUUGUUCCGUGGGAACAGCUGGAAUCAUCAUGGAGAUCCAAAAUUUUACAGACAUAUUUCUUGCACGAUGGAAUCAUACCGGUGACGGACACACAAUUUCAAGUGGGCAAUUAGCCAACUGCGACUUGCAGCUCCAGUCCAUCUACUCACGCCUUCUCUUACUGCCGUCUACCGAGAGCGACAUCACCCCGGAUUGGAUUUACGAGAGCUGCCGCAUCGCAGCCUUAAUCUAUUGUCGAUCAAUGGUCCAUGGAAUAAGCCUCGCAGAAUCUGCAGGCAUUGUCUAUCCAGCCACUGCCAGAUCCGACACGAAGAGUGCCACACUGUUAUUAGCUCUCCACGAGACGCUUGAGAGAACAAACAAACAGAAUUGCUGGGGCCAUGACCUAGCGGGUGUCUUUUUAUGGGUAACCCUCAUAGGCGCCUCGGCAUCAUGGGCUUCUGCGCGUCUUGAAUCAAUAGACGAUUCGCAGAAAGCUAUUUGGGCAGCAAAAUGCUUCUCACUACAUGCAGUGAGGGCUGCAUUAUCGGUAUCUUCUGAUAAUAUUGAUAGCACAAUCCAUGCCUUGCGCGUGUUUUUGCAAGUCCGACACUGGGUUGCGGUCAAGGCUGGGUCCCCUGCUUUGGCCAGAUAG
Messenger RNA from Bipolaris zeicola 26-R-13, 1665 nucleotides. RefSeq lists its product as uncharacterized. The coding region runs from base 1 to 1665 and encodes 554 amino acids. Lineage: Eukaryota; Fungi; Ascomycota; Dothideomycetes; Pleosporales; Pleosporaceae. The record is from RefSeq and is a predicted model, not a curated record. The transcript has 3 exons.